AUGCCAUCUGCUGUUGCUGGCAGUACCCGCGUUCCUCAAAACCAUCAUCACCACCCACAUUCCACCACGAUCCCACCACGCGCUCGCCACGUUGAUGUUCCUACACCGGCCCAGCCUACUUCUGACGUAACCGUCUUCAGCAACAGCAAUUCGUCCGCUGAUCAGGAGCCCACCAGCCCUACACUUCUCCGCCGCUACCUCUCCGCCGACAAAGUGGAUUCCUUAUCGAAAUCGACAGCUCGCGCGCACAAUCGACUGGCCUCACUUGGCCGCAUACGCUCUCGCGGCAGCAUACAUAACGCCGCUCACUCGCGAUCGGCCGUCGCACGAGAGCCUCUGCCGCAUCGAGGCGAGACACUACCGGUCCAGCACGCGGUGCCUGUCUCGCCCUCGGAAACGGGCUCACACAAGCCUUCCGACACAUCAACGUUGUCUAACUCGUCGUCCGAGACGACCUUAUCUGACGACAAAUCGGACGAUACAAAGUCGUUAGACGAGCAACCGCUCAUCAACCCUGCCUGGUCUUCUCCACUAUCCGAUUCGCCACAGCACUUUGACGGGCAAGACGACGCCAAUCCCUACGUCAGGGCCAACCGACUCGCACCACGCAUGAUGCAUCAAACAUCAUCGAGACUGCUUCGCAUGACGGCGGACGAGAGGCCGUUCACAAGGGACUUCAAGGACUUGUUCUCUACGCUCAUGGUCAGCCUGCCAUUAACACCCCACCGAGUACGAUUCACACGAGUCGAACACACCUUCACCACAGAAGAAGCAAUCACCAAUUUAGGGUCGUUAAAGUUCUCGCAAUCGAAUCGCAUGCCUGACCCGAAGGACCCAUCGCGCAUCGUCACCACCACGACAACCACCACUUUCUCGAUGGCGAAAGAGAUGGCCCGAUCGGUAUGCACACGCUUCCUUGAUGCAAGAUUCGUGGAAUCAGUAGAUGGCAAAACAGACUUCACCUCGAGAAGUUCGGUAUGGCAGCUUACACCGAAGGGUAUGCAUGUAUUGGCAAGAUUCUGUCAACGAAACGGCAUACACCAAAGACACGUGAACGAGGUGCUGGACUCGCCACGAAACAUGAUGUCUCUGGUCAUAUUGGAGCGACAGUCGGAUUCGGAUAAGCUCGUGGAUGAUGCGCCGACCGUGCAUGUAGUCUUCAGACGAUUCGCAGGCGACACCGGUCCAAACCUCAGAGUCAACACGGCACGAUCCGACUCGGACUCCAUGGACGAUUAUGCCACGGGACUAGUUGGUGUGAAGAUGCAGAGAUCGAGGAGGAACGAACAGGAAGUCCCGUACACUUUCACAGGCAAGGCCGCUUUCGACUGGCUCAUGGACUGCUGUACGGUCGUUGACAAGCGCGAAGUGUUCGAGAUUGCACGAUCGUUCAUGCAACACGAACUUAUUGCUGUUGUGGGCGAUGAGCGAGGGCCACCGCAGAACGGGAGCUUUCAAGCAUCAAAGCACAUGGUCUAUGGCAUCACGCAAAAAGGCAUGCGCGUCGCAGGCUGGGUCACAAGUCCUAACGGGACAGUGAAUGGCGAGGCGACCACACAGCAACGGAUACCAAACGGUGUCAUCCGCGACUCCAACACCAACCGCAUGACUGUCAUUAUCCGUGACCCUGCGCUCAGGCUUCUGUUCAGGGAGUACUUGCGAGAGACACACUGCGAAGAGAACUUGUCUUUCUACGUUGAAGUCAAAGCGUUCUUGGCCGAGUACGAGAGGGCGAAACGUGAUGGCGCCUCACCACGACUGGAUGUCAUCAGGGAAACGCUCGCAUCAGCUUACAGCUUGUACAACGCCUUCCUUGCACCCGGCUCGCCCUGCGAGCUCAAUAUCGACCACAAUCUACGCAACGCGUUAGCUGGAAGGAUGACAAGGGCGGUGGGAGAAGACGAGCAGAUGCUUCGCAGCUUGGAUGAGGUAGCCGUGCUCUUUGACCAGGCACAAAGCAGUGUCUUUAAGCUGAUGGCUAGCGACUCCGUACCAAAGUUCUCACGUGAGCCGAAAUACGCCGCCAUCCUACGCGAGCGCAACCUGGAUUCGAUGCUCACCAACUUCGCUGCGACCUCAAUAUGA
This is a messenger RNA of Recurvomyces mirabilis, 2085 nucleotides long. RefSeq lists its product as uncharacterized. NCBI's taxonomy places the organism in Eukaryota, Fungi, Ascomycota, Dothideomycetes, Mycosphaerellales, Teratosphaeriaceae. The transcript is spliced from 3 exons. The record is from RefSeq and is a predicted model, not a curated record. Bases 1 to 2085 code for a protein of 694 amino acids. Gene Ontology annotation, biological process: intracellular signal transduction.